Drosophila willistoni is the source of this 6225-nucleotide messenger RNA. RefSeq names its product homeobox protein 5. The record is from RefSeq and is a predicted model, not a curated record. Bases 170 to 5545 code for a protein of 1791 amino acids. The transcript has 6 exons. NCBI's taxonomy places the organism in Eukaryota, Metazoa, Arthropoda, Insecta, Diptera, Drosophilidae.
AAAAACUACGAAACAAGAGAGACUGAGUUGAGAGAAGUUGGCAACAAAUCGCAUUGCGUUGGUCCAAAGCAAACAGACCAGCAAACAGCCAGCAACCAAAAAUAGCCAACCCAAAUCUUAGCAACAUUUUCCCGGUGUGGUGUUGCAGCAACAUUUUGUGUUUGUGUAGAUGUUGUUGCUUCUGCUCGCCUUCAUCAUGAGAUUCGUAGACAUUUCCAAACGCUGUGCCGAUUGCUCGAGAGCUGGCAUUGAUUGCCCCCAUACAACAGGCAACAGGAACGGCCAUAGUGAUGCCAAUGGCAAUACAUUUGGCUGGCAACAUGUUGCCAACACAUCAGUUGGCAACACUCACAGCAAUAGCAGCAGCACAAGCAGCGGCUGUGACAGCAACAGCUCCUCCAAAGAGAACUACUAUGUACAAACCAACAAAAAUCAACAACAACAACAACAACAACAGUAUCUACAGAAGCAACAUGGAUCUGGAGUUCGGGUCGAUGGCUUGACCCCGCAGCAAUUGCAACAAAUUCGUCAUUAUCAACAAAUGCAACAGCAACAAUUGAAUUUACUGCAACAGCAAUUAUUGCAACGGCGACGUCUGCAGCAGCAAUUGCGCGAACAGGGUGUACCUUCUCCAACAACAGCAGCAGCAGCAACAACCACAACUAUUGCUGGGCUGACCUGUAAUCAGCAAUAUUUGAGGCAACAGCGACAGCAGCAACAUAAUAAUGAUAACUUGAAUAACAACAACAAUAUUAAUAAUCAAAUUAAUCAGAUCAACAAUAAUGCCAAUAACAACAACAACAAUUACAAUGUUAUGGCUUUUGAUCUUGGUCAAGGACUGAAACUUCGACGUGGCAUGACAGAAUUCUCAACAAACAACGAUCACAGGAAAGCACAUUUCACCUCAUCUCAGCAAAAACCGCUUCAAAAUUCACCCAUUCAUCAAGCUAACACCCAAUCGCCCCAUCCACAUCCCCAUUUGCUUCAACGCUUAGCCCAACAGCAACAGACUUCUUCUCUACCCUUUAGCCCAAAGUACAACGGCAACAUCACGGCUGCCUCCGCAACUUCACCACAUUCCCCAUUGAGUUGUUAUCGCAAUCCCGUCAAUAGUCCAAGCAAUCAUCUGCCAUUUAGCACCACGACGACAUCACAGACGACGACAAUUGGCAAACGUUACCAGCAACAGUUAACCGAUCGCCUGUUGCAGCAGCAACAUCUGCAACAUUGCCAACAGCAACAGCUACAAUCGCUUGGCUGUGAGGAUGAUGAAGACGAUCCAAGUGCCGCUGAUGAUUUAAGCGAAGAGAGCCUCAAACAGAAUGUUGCCAUUGUGCUGAGCAAUUUGGAUCGUUAUAACAACGCGUUGCGCAGCAUCAUACUGAAUGAGCAGGUGAGCCAACUGACACCCAGCCCCAGUGGCAGCAGUAGUCUCUUCCUUGACGACAUCAACGAGACGAAAUUUCCGUUGGACAACAACAACUUUCUGUUGGGUAGCAACAACAUGGCGGCUACACCGGAAUCCGAUUACAAUAGCAAUGCUACUACGCCCGGAGGACAACAGCAGCAGCAGCAGCAGCAACAACAACAACUUGGGGUAGGUGGAAUGCUUUGUGGUAAUGUUGGUGUUGGUGGUGGUGGCGGGAUGAGGGAUACAACUUCUACUACUAUCAAUGGCGGUGGCAACAAUCUGAAUUGUUCAUUGGCCUCAUCGCAUGAUUUUACUCACGACAAUUCCGAUUAUCAGUGGUUCCUGGACUAUGGCUAUCGGGAUGGUUGCGGUGGCAUGCAGCGUAGCGUGCUCAGUUCCCUCUCGGCCUCAUAUAAUGCCAUGGGUGACUUAAUCUACUAUGAGGAUUUGGCAAAAAAUCUGGAUGCCAAUCUGGCCGAAGUUGAUAUGGAGAGUUUUCGUGCCGAGGAUAUACAUUCGUUGCUUUCCCAAUUGCCAGCCUAUUGUAAGAGUCUUGGCGGUGCGAAUAGUCGCCUGCAGCAAUCGUUGCUACUCCAGCAGCAGCAGCAGCAACAACAGCAGCAGCAACAUCAACAACAGCAACAACAACAGAUGUACCACAGCAAUAUGGGCCAUAAUAUGCACAACAUGUCACAGAUAUCAACAACUUCCACAAAUGAACUGAUUGAUAAUUCCUUUUGCAAAUCGGAGCUGCUCUUCUCGCCAGUCAAAGAGUCCCAUAUAUCGGUUGACUCACUCGAUAUGGAUGCGUAUCCAGAUGAUGGUGAUAUUGUAUUAACCUGCAACAAGGACAACUAUACAAUUGCCUUUGAGGGCAGUGUACUUUAUUCCGAUGACAGUUUCUAUGCUGAACCCAGUGACAACGCCCAGAGGAAUAAUAAACAAAACUGCAUUAAUUUGCACAGUAAUCUCGAAGAUAUAGUGAAACGCAACAAAGCCCUGGAAGUGUCCAUGUCACGUUCGGCUCAGGCAUUCCAGCCUCUAUGCCCCAAAUCGCCCAAGGGGCAGGCAUCCACAGCGGUGGCAGCAGCAGCAGUAGCUCAAUUGCAGAGACGCUCGUUAUUCCUUGUCUCGCCCUCUCGCAGGUAUCCCUCGGGCAAUAAUAACCACACCACAAAUACGGAUACCAUCACCAUAACCCGGCAUUUGCCCCAGUGCAGUGUCCGAAAGAGCAACAGCUUGCCGAACUUGCAAAACGAGGAUACAAUGACGUUCAGUUCGCAGCAGCAGCAUCAACAACCUCAGCAGGGGCCACAAACUGGCAAGGAUUCUGAGCAGGCGGCUCCUUUAAAUGUCUCACAGGCCAUUAGUACAUCGACCAUGGAGUCGUGCAAGUCGCGAUCACGUAACUUGUUGCCCAUGUGCCAGAUGCCCAUCUCAAUAAGUGUGUCCAUAUCGGAAAGACUGCAACAUCAAGGUUUGCCACAGCAGGAAGCCACACUCAUAUCACAGCAACUUGCACAGCAACAACAGCAGCAACAACAACACCAACAGCAGCAGCAGCAGCAUAAUCAUCAUCAUCAGCACCAACACCGGCAUAAGCAUCAGCAACAUCGCUGCAGUUGCUCCCAAGAGAGUCAGAACUUUUGCAUCUCUGGAUCUGCCUCGUCGGGCAAUUCCUCCAAUCCGCCGGCGUUUAAUCUAGUCAAGCUUUUCAUUAAGCAAAAGAGCUGUAGCAGCGCUCAAACAGACGAGGCAAUAGCCCAGGCCAGUGCCCACACCUGUAUGGAUGUGUCAUCUGGUUGUUGGCCCUCCAGCGAUGCCGCCAGCUCUAGCAGCGGUUCCCUGGAGCAACGUUUGCGUAAGAAGAGUAUGCACGAUUCGGGCAAGGGUUCGGCUGUGAGUCGCCACGACGAGGAGGAUGAGGAAGAGCAGGGCCAGCAGCAGCAGCAGGAAAGGCAAACGCCUAAACGUCAAUUGCGUUCUCGCAGUGAUGCUGUCUUUUACGAUGAUCCCGCAGCAAGCUCCAGUUCCACAGGUUCUCUAACCGCCACCAACAACUCACCGGCACAUCGUCGUCGGAGUAUGCCAUUGCGUAAUCCUCAGCUCUAUCAACUGGCAGCGAAUUCUCAAGCGCAUACCUCGACGACCAGCCAAUUGUCAUCGGAUGCCAGUUCGGAGCAAAUGACCCAGGUGCCGCAACGUGCUGAGAGUACCCGUCCUCUAUCCUGUGCCUCCAGCUCCGAGAUGAUUACCCGCUCCAUGCAAACCUCAUGCGGAUCAUUGAGCACCACCAGGAGCAGUCUAAGCGAAAGGUAUCGUUGUGUGCCGCCCUCAUUUCUGGAGAAGCUCAACAAUCUGGGCGAACAACGACAGGCGCCCAUCUAUGUCAUCUAUCCGAACUAUGCCCUGCCCGACUUGGGUUUUGUAAAGACCAACACCAGUUCCGAUGUGAUCUUCACGCCCUUCAACUACAAGAUGACACUGGAAGAGGCUGGGGCCAGCAAUUCCACAAGUUCGGGCACGCUGAAAAAGCAGCGCAGCAGCCAAAGCAUCAACGAGGAUGAGCUCUUCAAGACAAUGGACUACAAGCAUAUUGCCGAUUGGCAAUCUCUGGCCACUCUUUUACCCAUAGAAUAUCGCCAUCGACUGCAGCAUAUUCCCGAGGUGAAGCAGAUUGUCCGACAGCUAGAUACAGAUCUCGCUCAGCGUCCAUUGUUCUGCAUGAGUCCGCCGAUAAGGCGAAAUAGGACACAUAUCUGCGAUUGUGCCAAGUACUUCCAGCAGACGCCUGGCCAAGGGGAGCAAACGCAGCUGGAUGAAGGUUCUAGUUCGGGAUCAAGUCAACAGCCAAGCUCAGGCUAUCGCGGCUCAUCAACGCUGCUCACCGAUUCCGAAUUGGAUGCUGAUCCCUUGAAGCAAAUGUAUGUCUAUCAGUAUGAUCAGCAACAGCGUAUGGAUUCGGGGGUAGAGACGAGUCCGGCUAGUCAACAGACUCCACCACAGCCCAUGCCAAGAAGUAUUCUGCGUAAAGCCAAUUCGGCCAAUUCGGCGCGUUCCAAGCGCAAUUCCAUGAUCGAGGCCCAGCAGACACAGAAGAUGUCUAAGCUGGAGAAGCGUCGAAGUCUCCAGGAGCCACCCUAUUCCUACGCCUUGGGCUCGAACGAUGAGUUGGCCGAUGUAUUUGAAGAGGAGGAGCAUAGUCAGCAAACGCCACCAGUUAAGCAGCGACUCUCUCGCAAGGAUAUCGAUGCUCGGGCUCGGGCCGAGAACUUUUUGGCCUCGCUACCUCGUUCUGAACUCAAGUAUUAUGCUGAGAUUGCAUCCAUUCUCGAGUCUUCCGGUGAGCAAGUGCAAUACGAUGCGGCGGCCCUCAAAAAGGAAGUCAGUCGUGUGCUUAGUCAGCAAAAGAAGGUGUCCUUCAACGACGAGGCGGCUGCCACAGUGUCCAAUGGACUGCAGCAGGCCAAACGCUUCUCCACUCCACCCAAUUCGCCAAACAUUUCCAUGGCAACGCAUCAGCGACGUGAAACUUUGGACAUGCUGGAGCAACGCAAGAUCGAAAGCAAUCGCUUUAAGCGUCUGCAGAUUCAAUGGGAACUGAUGAGCAAAGACUCGAGCAUGCUGAAGGAGUUGGCAAGCGAGGCGGCCACAAAGAGUGGCGGUUCCACACCCACCUCCGCCAAUUCAUCGACCAGCAAUGCAGCGCAAAGAUCACGAAUUCCACGGCCAGUGAGCUAUCCAGCCGGACGUGGCAGGAGUUGCAUUCCAACGCCAACUCGCCCAAUUAGUAGCCCAUCACCGGCUCGUGCCUCACCCAAGACUGUCAUUCAAAGCAAAAACAAAACCACUCCUUUGUCCACCCCUCGCCUAAACAGAGUCAGUAAUCAUGUUCAGGAUGUUGGCAGUGGAGGCAAGGCAAGCACACGAUCGCCCAGCCGUAUGAUUCAGCCGAAACGAUAUAGUCUGGCUGGCACGCCCCCAACGCCAACCCCAGCAGCAGCAACAACAACAACCACACCCACAACUAGUAGGGCACGGACGCCCACAAGUCGAGUUGCAGUUACGGCCCCAAAUACACCAAAACGACAAAGUGUUGCCCCGUCGUCCAGGCCCACCUCGCGAGUGCGUUGAGCGCGUCCACAUGAGUUGUUCAAGUGUGUCCAGUCAUCACCAAUUAGUCAUCAACCCAAAAAACGGGAGAAAAAACAAAAGAAAACUUCAAAACAUAUUUAAAAAAACAAAACAAAGAACAAUGAUACAUUGUAAAAUUCUAGGCUAAGGCUUUGUGUGCUUAGAUGCCGCCGCUGCUACUGCUGCUGGCCCGGAAAGUGAUAUUUAGUGAGAUCAGAUCUGUAGACGGAAGCGUAGACAUAGGCUGAGGCUGAUUACGAUGAUGAUGAUGAUGAAGAUAAUGCCAGUGCUAGUAUUUCAUUUAACUUUCUUUCUUAAGUUGCGCCUUAGAGCAAAGACAGACAAGCCAGGAGUUAGCUAAAUUUCUUUUCUACAAAAAAUAUACAAGAAAAAAAAACGAUACAAUACAUAUGUAUGCCAAGUACGCGUAAAUCUAUAAACAAUACUAUAUUUGUAUGUAUAUAUACAUAUACAUAUAUAUUAUCAUCGCAAAGGCAUAUGGAUAGGGAUUAAUUCCAUUAGCCUACUCCAUCAAAUUUAUAAAUUGUAUAAAAACAUAUUUUCUAUAAACUAUGCCGCAUAUAUAGUAAAUACAAAUACUCGAGAAGAAACAUUUAACAAACUUAAUGGCAUAACAACAUACAUACAUUUGAGCGAAAAUAAAAAACCACAAAUAUAUA